AUGAGUAUACCCAAGGGUGAUAGACUGGUGUUUGCAGCAGAUUUCAAUGUGCAAGUUGGUGAAGGGGACAGAAGGGUUGCAGAAGUGAUGGCUGGCAUACGACUAGUAAAUGGCCCAAACCCAUGUUCUGGAAGAGUGGAAGUCUAUAAUAAUGGUGAAUGGGGUGCAGUGUGUGAUGACAGCUGGGGAAUGGAUGAUGCUGAGGUUGUCUGUAGAGAAGUGGGAUGUGGUACAGCUAUUUCAGCACCACCUAAUGCUUACUAUGGACAAGGGACUUUGCCAAUAGUUCUGGAUGAUGUAGCCUGCUUAGGAUCUGAAUCUUCACUGAAACAGUGUCCCUCCAGAGGAUGGAAACAACAUAACUGUGGACAUCGUGAAGAGGCUGGAGUUCAAUGCAGAGAUGCAGAUAUAUCACAUAUGGAUGAAUUACGACUAGUAAAUGGCCCAGACUCAUGCUCUGGAAGAGUAGAAGUAUUUUAUAGAAAUGAGUGGGGUACAGUAUGUAAUACUACUUGGGACAUGAAGGAUGCUGAGGUUGUCUGUAGAUACCUGGGAUGUGGAUUUGCCAUUUCAACACCAGGACUUGCUCACUAUGGACAAGGAAAUGGAUCUAUAAUGCUGGAUGUUGUAAACUGUCAAGGUGCAUCAGCACAAGUUGUAAAAAAAUGCAAACCAGGUUUCAAGCUCUUUACUGCAGUUCAGAUUGUACAGAAAGACAUGCCCCCAAGCUGUGGGCAUGUUUCUGUGUAA
Protopterus annectens (West African lungfish) is the source of this 750-nucleotide messenger RNA. RefSeq names its product deleted in malignant brain tumors 1 protein-like. The coding region runs from base 1 to 750 and encodes 249 amino acids. Gene Ontology annotation, cellular component: membrane. NCBI's taxonomy places the organism in Eukaryota, Metazoa, Chordata, Ceratodontiformes, Protopteridae. The transcript is spliced from 5 exons. The record is from RefSeq and is a predicted model, not a curated record.